Molecule: messenger RNA, 5846 nt
Organism: Drosophila kikkawai
Lineage: Eukaryota; Metazoa; Arthropoda; Insecta; Diptera; Drosophilidae
Product: aminopeptidase N-like
Biological process (GO): proteolysis; peptide catabolic process
Cellular component (GO): cytoplasm
Molecular function (GO): zinc ion binding; peptide binding; metalloaminopeptidase activity
Source: RefSeq, a predicted model, not a curated record
AUGAAGUGGUUUAUCUUAUUUGUGGUGGCUCUAGCCGCGGGUUUAGCCACCUGCGAUUCCACCUACAACCACUAUCGCCUGCCCACCGCCCUUCGUCCCCAGAAAUAUCAGUUGAGCAUCUUGACCCUUAUGGACAACCCAAAGGAGUCUCGCUUCAAUGGAACUGUUAAAAUCCUAAUAGAGGUCCUGGAGAACACCAAGAAUAUAACCCUGCACUCGAAGGAAUUACUCAUCGAUGAAUCCCAGACAACCUUAACCCAAGUCAACAGUGGCGAGAAACAGGAUAACUGUGUGUCCUCCACUGCGGUCAAUCCUGCCCAUGACUAUUAUAUCCUAAACACAUGUCAAGAACUAUUGCCUGGCAAUAUCUACGAACUGAAUCUGUACUUUUCCGCCGAUCUGAAGGCUCAACUUGAGGGAUACUACCGCAGUUUUUAUGAAGAUCCUGUGGCAAAUGAGACAAGGUGGAUCACCAUCACCCAAUUCGAACCAGCUUCAGCUCGUCUGGCCUUUCCCUGCUUCGAUGAACCCAACUACAAGGCUCCCUUCGUGGUCACUUUGGGACACCACAAGAAAUUCACUAGUCUCAGCAACAUGCCAGUGAAGGAGACAAAGCCACAUAAAUCCCUCCCAGAUUACGUGUGGACAGAAUUCGAAGAAUCAGUGCCCAUGUCGACUUACCUGGUGGCCUAUUCCAUAAAUGAUUUCUCCCACAAACCCUCGACCCUACCCAAUGGAGUUCCCUUCCGCACUUGGGCCCGACCCAAUGCCAUCGAUCAGUGUGAUUACGCCUCGGAGUUUGGACCCAAAGUUCUUCAGUUUUACGAAGAGUUGUUUGGGAUCAAGUUCCCACUUCCGAAGAUGGAUCAGAUUGCAGUGGCCGAUUUCUUUGCUGGUGCCAUGGAGAACUGGGGACUGGUUACCUACAGGGAGUCGGCUCUUUUAUUCUCACCAAAGCACUCGGCGCUAAGCAAUAAACAGUAUGCAGCGAAAGCGUUGGCUCACGAGUUCGCCCAUCAGUGGUUCGGCAACUUAGUCACUAUGAAGUGGUGGACGGAUCUUUGGCUGAACGAGGGAUUUGCCACAUAUGUUGCCAGUCUUGGCGUAGCUCACAUCCAUCCGGAAUGGGACUUCUUGAAAAUGGACUCAUUUGAAAACCUGUACACCAUUUUUCAAAGAGAUGCCAUGGAAAGCAGUCAUCCUAUCUCGAGGCCCAUUCAAACGGUCAAGGAAAUUAACGAAAACUUCGAUGAUAUUUCGUAUAAGAAGGGAUCCUCGGUGAUACGGAUGAUGCACUUGUUCUUGGGAGAGGAGACCUUUCGGUCGGGUCUUAAGACCUACCUUCGGAGGUAUAAGUAUAAGAAUGCGGAGCAGGAUAACCUCUGGGAGUCCCUCACUCAGGCGGCACACGAGAAUGACGCUCUACCCAAGAACUACGAUGUCAAGACCAUCAUGGAUUCGUGGACCCUGCAAACGGGCUACCCCGUGAUCAAAGUGACCCGUGAUUAUGCAGCAGGGACUGCUGAACUCACCCAGGAGCGCUUCCUCCUAAAUCCUGAGUUGUCCCUUUCCCAUAAUGGAGGAUGCUGGUGGGUGCCACUGAGCUACACCACACAGUCGGAGCUGGACUUCAACAAUACGUUGCCUGAGGACUGGUUAGAGUGCAGCCAGAAAGGCCGGAGCCUGCCCAAGAGGAUCGAAAACCUGCCAGGAGCGGACCAGUGGGUGAUCUUCAACACGAAGUUGUCGGCGCCCUACAAGGUCAACUACGAUGCCCAGAACUGGAAGCUCCUUAUUCAAACCCUGAACAGCGAGGACUUCGAAAGCAUCCAUGUUGUCAACAGAGCUCAACUGAUCGACGAUGUCUUCUCCUUUGCAUGGACAGGAGAGCAGAACUACGAGACAGCACUGGGAGUGAUGGAGUACCUUCACCGGGAGCGGGAGCUGCUUCCUUGGAGAGCAGCCUUCCAAAAGCUAACGAUUUUGAGUCGACUUGUUAGAAGGACUCCAAACUUUGCUUAUUUCAAGCGCUACAUAAACAAGCUGAUCGCCCCGCUCUACGAAGAACUCAAUGGAAUCAACGACACCUUCGGAUCCAUCCAGUCCAAGGACUUAAUACAGCUGAAAGCAGAGACGGUAGCCUUUGCUUGCAUCUACCAAGUCUCCGACUGUGUGUCCAGGUCUAAGGACUACUUUCGGGAGUGGAGAUCAGUGGCCAAUCCUGACGAGACUAACCCAGUGCCCAUUGAGGUUCGAGGCAUUGUUUACUGCACCUCAGUUAAGCACGGCUGCGACGAGGAUUGGCAGUUCCUGUGGACGCGGUACUUAAAAUCGAAUGUGGCCGCCGAAGAGGAAACCAUUUUUAAUGCCUUGACCUGUUCGCAUAAAGUGUGGUGGCUACUGCAACUACAGCUUGAAGGGAGCUUGGAUCCAACCGGCGACAUUCGAAUUCAGGAUGAUCCCUCGACUUUUGAUUCGGUGGCCGCCAAUCAAAUAGGAUUGCAUUUGGACAAAAUGUACUUCAUGGAGAAUCUGGAUCACAUCUACGAUGACUUCUACCCAGUGACCACUACUUUAGCAAAACUUUGGCCAUCGCUCUCCAAAAAGGUCAACACCACGAGGGAAUACAUUGUGUUCAAAGACUUUCUGGACAACUCAUGGCAGUACCUGAAGGGCACUAAGCAGUUAGUCCAGCAGACUAAGGAGGAUAUGUUGGUCAGUGUGCAGUGGCAGGAACGAAAUUACCAACAGUUCUUCGAAGCCAUUCAGCACAAACUUAACGAGAAUCACAGCAUGGAUUGGUUUUUGUUACUUUCGGUGGCUUUAGUCGCGGGUUUAGCUACCUGCGAUUCCACCUACAACCACUACCGCCUGCCCACCGCCCUUCGUCCCCAGAAAUAUCAGUUGAGCAUCUUGACCCUUACGGACAACCCAGAGGAGUCUCGCUUCAAUGGAACUGUGAAAAUCUUAAUAGAGGUCUUGGAAAACACCAAGAAUAUAACCCUGCACUCGAAGGAACUACUCAUCGAUGAAUCCCAGACAACCUUAACCCAAGUAAACAGUGGGGAGAAGAAAGAUAACUGUGUGUCCUCCACUGCGGUCAAUCCUGCCCAUGACUAUUAUAUCCUAAAUACAUGUCAAGAACUAUUGGCCGGCAAUAUCUACGAACUAAGCCUGACCUUUUCCGCCGAUCUGAAGGCUCAACUUGAGGGAUACUACCGCAGUUCUUACGAAGAUCCUGUGGCAAAUGAGACAAGGUGGAUCACCAUCACCCAAUUCGAACCAGCUUCAGCUCGUCUGGCCUUUCCCUGUUUCGACGAACCCAACUACAAGGCUCCCUUCGUGGUCACUUUGGGACACCACAAGAAGUUCACUAGUCUCAGCAACAUGCCAGUGAAGGAGACAAAUCCACAUGAAUCCCUCCCAGAUUACGUGUGGACAGAAUUCGAAGAAUCAGUGCCCAUGUCCACUUACCUGGUGGCCUAUUCCAUAAAUGAUUUCUCCCACAAACCCUCGACCCUACCCAAUGGAGCUCUCUUCCGUACUUGGGCUAGACCCAACGCCAUCGAUCAGUGUGAUUACGCCUCGGACUUUGGGCCCAAAGUUCUUCAGUUUUACGAAGAGUUGUUUGGGAUCAAGUUCCCACUCCCGAAGAUGGAUCAGAUUGCAGUGCCCGAUUUCUUUGCUGGUGCCAUGGAGAACUGGGGACUGGUUACCUACAGGGAGUCGGCUCUUCUAUUCUCACCAGAGCACUCGGCGCUGGACGACAAGCAGCAUACGGCGGAAGUGUUGGCUCACGAGUUGGCCCAUCAGUGGUUUGGAAACUUGGUCACCAUGAAGUGGUGGACGGAUCUUUGGCUUAAUGAGGGAUUCGCCACCUAUGUGGCCACUUUAGGUGUGGCAAACGUUCACCCGGAGUGGCAUUCGUUGGACAAGGAGUCGGUGUCUAAUCUGCUGACGCUUUUCCGAAAGGACUCCCUGGAAAGCAGUCAUCCCAUCUCGAGACCCAUUCAAUUGGUUUCGCAGAUUUUCGAAAAUUUUGAUGCGAUUGCGUACGAGAAGGGGUCAUCGGUGUUGCGCAUGAUGCACUUGUUCCUGGGGGAAGAGUCCUUCCGCUCUGGUCUAAAGUCUUACCUUCAGAUGUAUAAGUAUAAGAAUGCAGAGCAGGAUAACCUUUGGGAGUCGCUCACUCAGGCGGCACACAAGAAUGGUGCCCUGCCCAAGGACUACGACAUUAAAGCCAUCAUGAAUUCGUGGACUCUGCAAACGGGCUACCCUGUGAUCAACGUGACCCGUGACUAUGCAGCAGGGACUGCGGAGCUCACCCAGGAGCGUUAUCUGCUGAACUCUGAGGUGUCCCGUUCCCAAAAUGGAGGAUGCUGGUGGGUGCCACUGAGCUACACCACGCAGGCGAAGCUGGACUUUAACAACACGUCGCCUGAGGACUGGUUAGAGUGCAGCAAGGAAGGCCGGAGCCUGCCCAAGAGGAUCGAAAACCUGCCAGGAGCUGACCAGUGGGUGCUCUUCAACACCAAGCUGUCGGCGCCCUACAAGGUCAACUACGAUGCCCAGAACUGGAAGCUCCUUAUUCAAACCCUGAACAGCAAGGACUUCGAAAGCAUCCAUGUGGUCAACAGAGCUCAACUGAUCGACGAUGUCCUGUACUUCGGCUGGACAGGGGAGCAGGAUUACGAGACAGCUUUGGGAGUGAUCCAGUACCUUCACCAAGAGCGGGAACUGCUGCCUUGGAGAGUGGCUUUGGACAAUCUUAAGCUGCUGAAUCGCAUUGUCCGGCAGACUGCCAACUAUGGCUCCUUUAAGCGCUACAUAAGGAAAUUAAUUACACCCAUCUACGAAGAUCUCAAAGGCAUCAACGACACCUUCAGCUCGAUCCAGCAAAAGGAUCAGAUCCUGCUGAAAACCACUGUGGCGACCUGGGCGUGCGGUUACCAGGUUUCGGAUUGCGUCCCGCGGGCAGUAAACUACUUGCACAAGUGGCAGGCGGAGCCCAAUCCCGACGAGAAUAACCCCGUGCCCAUCGAUAUCCGCAACAUUGUGUAUUGCACUGCAAUCGAACACGGCAGUGAUGAGGAUUGGGAGUUCCUGUGGUCGCGGUACUUGAAAGCAAACGUGGCCAGCGAGAAGCUGACCAUUUUGGAUGCUCUCUCUUGCUCGCAGGAGGUCUGGCUACUGCAGCGCCUCUUGGAGAUGUCCUUCGAUCCGGAGGGGGACAUACGAAAGCAGGAUUCGGCAUGGGUCUUUACAUCUGUGGCUGCCAAUGAAGUGGGCUUUCUGCUGGCCAAAAAAUAUUUCAUGGACAAUGUGGAGUCCAUCUACAAGUUCUACCAUCCUCUUCCCAAGGUAGUUUCCCGCCUGUUACCACCCUUAUACGAGCAGAUCUUCCGCCGCAGUGACUACAAUGAGUUCAAUGACUUUGUGGCCAACUCAAAGGAAUCCUUCAAGGGUCUGGAGCAGGCCUCCCAGCAGGCCCUGGAAAUAAUGCUGACCAAUGUGCAAUGGAAUGAGCGAAACUAUGCAAACUUCUCUAGCGCCAUCCGGGAGUUCUAUUAGGAAAUUUCUGGGAUCAACGAUGAACAUAUCUGUCGGGGAUUUCAUAUAUAAAACAUAGUUGAAGUUCCUUAAACUAAAAAUUACUUUCUAAUAAAUUGAGGCCACCCUUUGGCCUGUUCCCUUUUUCUCCCAAAACUGAACCACAUUCGAUAGAUUUAGACAUAUGUGAAUAUAUGCAUAUGUUGUAUAUUUCGUAUAUUUAGUUAAGCAUGUUCUGAUAAUGCUAAUCCAGUAAUAAACAUAAAUGUAAUGGUAAUUCCACACUUCAUACGUAA